UGCAAACUUGCCGUUUCCAAGCUUUCGCCAUUUGGGGUAAAAACGCUUCUCUCUUUAGCUUUUCCUCUCUCUCUCUCUCUCUCUCAAACACACAGACACUAUUUGCCCCUUUAUCUUCUCCCCCAAUCUAAUUUUGGCAACCCACCUCUUUCCCAACAAGAGAGAUAGAGAGAGACCCAGAAAGACCACUCCUUUUCUUGAUUUUAGAGAGAGGGGGAGGGAGGCAGAGACAAAACCCAGAAAAUUCUUCAUUUCUUAUGAAUUGGGUAGUCUAAAGCUUUGGCCUUUAGGCUUUUGGGUAGUCUAAAGCUCUGGCCUUUAGGCUUUUUUUUGGGGGGUUGGGUUAUUAAUUGGUUUUGGCUUUCUGGGUUUUUUGGGGGUUAUGAAGAAAAAAAUGGGUAGGGGGAAGAUUGAGAUCAAGAAGAUUGAGAACACCAACAGUAGACAAGUCACAUUCUCAAAGAGGCGUGCUGGAUUACUCAAGAAAGCUCAGGAAUUGGCUAUUCUCUGCGAUGCUGAGGUUGCUGUCAUCGUCUUCUCUAACACUGGCAAGCUUUUUGAGUUUUCCAGUGCUGGUAUGAAGCAAACUAUUGCAAGAUACAGCAAGUGUUAUGAGUCUUCAGAGACCGCUCUGGUAGAAUCAAGGGCAGAGGAGGAUGACCCUAAGGAUGUGGAUGUUCUAAAAGAUGAACUUGAGAAGCUACAACAGAAUCAAUUGCGUCUGUUGGGCAAUGACUUGUCUAGUUUGAGCUUGACAGAAUUGCAGAAACUAGAAAAUCAAUUAACUGAAGGAUUAUUUUCAGUGAAGGAGAAAAAGGACAAAUUACUGAUGGAGCAACUAGAGCAAUCAAGAGUAAAGGAACAGCGUGCUAUACACGAGAAUGAAACCUUGCGCAAACAGGUUGAGGAGCUUCAGCGUUUAUUUCCCCAAGCUGAUCAUGCAGUUCCAUCUUAUCUCGACUAUUGUCCUGUAGAAAAACAGAACUCCCCUGUGUACCAUGGUGCCAAAAGCCCCGAUUUGGUCAGCAAUUUCGCAAUUGACAAUGGAGAUUCUGACACUACAUUGCAAUUAGGGCUGCCAAGCGAUACAUAUCGCAAGAGGAAGGCUCCAGAAAGAGAAAGCCACUCUAAUGACUCAGGGAGCCAACUAGGCCUGUAAUUGUUCCGGAGUUUCUCUUUGCCAUAGGAUCAACAGGUUCUGGAGUUGGAAUUUGAUACAGUUGAGAGUCUAGAUUAGCAGUGUUCGUUGAUAGUGCAGUAAGUAACUUGGAAAAGAGAGUAGAAUCCCUAGGUGACCUCAAAAUCAUAGAAGUUGAUUCUGUUGGUGGAGACUAAGUUUGUGUAGUUAGUUUUACUAGUUUUUUCAAGUAAUUUACUCUAAGGCUAGAAGAAGGAAAAUGUAUUUUGGUUAUUGCUCUUGCAAAUUGUAGCUACCUUUCCUUAGUUGGAUGAAUAUCUCUAGUGUACCUAGAGUACUUUUAGAAGUUGCUUAAAUGUCAGCCUUAAUUCUAAAAGGUUAAAGGUUCUACUUAUUCUCCUA
Messenger RNA from Rosa chinensis, 1540 nucleotides. RefSeq names its product agamous-like MADS-box protein AGL15. Gene Ontology annotation, cellular component: nucleus. NCBI's taxonomy places the organism in Eukaryota, Viridiplantae, Streptophyta, Magnoliopsida, Rosales, Rosaceae. Gene Ontology annotation, molecular function: RNA polymerase II cis-regulatory region sequence-specific DNA binding; protein dimerization activity; DNA-binding transcription factor activity, RNA polymerase II-specific. The record is from RefSeq and is a predicted model, not a curated record. Bases 383 to 1159 code for a protein of 258 amino acids. The transcript is spliced from 8 exons. Gene Ontology annotation, biological process: positive regulation of transcription by RNA polymerase II.